GAUUUCCACACUAUAUUUCCCGUCAGGCAGCAGCGAAGGCAACAAAGGCGGAAAGCGAACGAAGCGAAGGUGGGUUUUUGGUGGGUUGGUGAUGGACGGUUGAGGGUUGUGCGAUGGGUUGUGAUAGCGAGGAGAUAGACAGACGAGACAAGCACACACAACCUGACCACCACGCGCACAGCACCCAAUCGCAUUCACGCGUUCAGGGGAAGAAGCGAAGGCGGAGUUGGGGGGCAUUUGGUUCGGUCUGGCCUGACGUGUUGUCUGUUGCGUUUGCUUGCGUUGACGGGUGUUGUGCGUGCUUGUGCGCGUGUGCGUGUGUGUUUAUUUCGUCGCAGCAGCAACAAGCAAAGGGGUUGUCAGUCCCUUCUUGAAAGAUCGAUCUUCACCUGAACGUGCCACAGGAGGAAACUGCCCACCAGCGGCCAGAUACUGUGGCAGCGAAGAGUUUGCGACUUGAAGCACCUCCACUCCGUGCUUCGUCCUCGACGACGUGCCACCCACCCGCGCCCCAACGCAACACAGAUCACACACCAUGAGCAGCACCGCAUCGACAAAGAAGAGGUCAUCGACCGUUGCCAAGCCAAAGCGGCACCGCCGUCCAGCAGGAGUUGAGCCGCCAGCAGCAGAGGUGCUUGGUGUGGAUGCGAUCCUGGACGCCAAGGGCAAGCCACGCAUCGACGUCCUCAGGGAACACUUCCGGAAAGAAGGUGUGGUGACGGAGGAGGCCGCCAUUCAGAUCCUGAUUACGGCGGGAAAAGUCUUGAAGGAGGAGCCGACGUUGCUCGAGGUCCCGGCCCCCGUCACAGGUGUGCCGAAUUGUGUGGGGAUGGGCGACAAGGACGAUGUUGAGAAGCGACGAGAGAAGAUCCGCAACAAGAUCAGGGCCGUCGGGAAGGUCUCCCGCAUGUUUUCCACCACCGCGGUUACUUCUCAAUCGAGGCAAGCGUCUGAGAGCGUGGACAUUCUUCGCGGCAUGAGCCCAAGCGGCAGCCUGCCCAAGGGCGUCCUCUCUGCCGGCCCGCUCGGCGUCGAACAAGCGAUCCAAGGGUUUGACGAUGCAAAGCAGGCUGAUGCGCAGAACGAGCGCAUGCCACCGCAGCGGCCGCCAACGGAUCCACGCCGGUCGAAACGCCCAUCAACCACGGAUAUGCUCCGGUCCCUUGCCAUCCAGCCAACCCGCAAGAAGUGA
This is a messenger RNA of Salpingoeca rosetta, 1192 nucleotides long. RefSeq lists its product as uncharacterized. Bases 536 to 1192 code for a protein of 218 amino acids. Lineage: Eukaryota; Choanoflagellata; Craspedida; Salpingoecidae. Gene Ontology annotation, biological process: calcineurin-mediated signaling. The transcript has 7 exons. Gene Ontology annotation, molecular function: calmodulin binding; calmodulin-dependent protein phosphatase activity. Gene Ontology annotation, cellular component: cytoplasm; calcineurin complex. The record is from RefSeq and is a predicted model, not a curated record.